AUGGUUCUAGAAGGAAGCACUGAAGCUGUGAGUUCUCAUUCGCUUGAUCUGCGACGGACCUGUGCCCAGAAUGGGCGUUUUUACCCUUCGGCAGGGGACAGUCUCCUGUUAACCAAAAAAGCGGUGAAGUACGGGGAGUUGAUUGUCCUGGGGUACAAUGGCUCUCUGCCUAAUGGAGAUAAAGGACGUCACCGGAGCCGUCUGGCCCUCUACAAGCGACCCAAACCCAACGGGGUCAAACCUGACAUUAUCCACCAUAUCUCCACCCCACUUAUGUCCAAAGCGUUGAGCGACAGAGGUCAACACAGCAUCUCCUACACGCUUUCCCGAAGCCAUUCGGUCAUUGUGGAAUACACUCAAGAUGGCGAGACGGACAUGUUCCAGAUCGGCCGCUCGACGGAGAGCAUGAUUGAUUUUGUGGUGACCGACACCACGCCGGGGACAAACUCCUCCGUGGAUGGACAGACGGCCCAAAGUACUAUAUCCCGUUUUGCCUGCCGCGUCAUCUGUGAAAGGAACCCUCCGUACACCGCCCGGAUUUACGCUGCCGGUUUCGACGCGUCCCGCAACAUUUUCCUUGGAGAGAGAGCCGCGAAAUGGAGGACUCCUGACGGGCUCAUGGAUGGCUUGACCACGAACGGCGUGCUGGUGAUGCACCCCAAUGGCGGUUUUAGCGAAGACUCCACCCCGGGGGUCUGGCGGGAGAUCUCGGUGUGCGGGAACGUCUAUGCCCUGCGGGACAGUCGCUCAGCACAGCAGCGGGGAAAGCUGGUGGAAACGGAGUCCAACGUUCUCCAGGACGGCUCCCUCAUUGACCUCUGCGGGGCCACGCUCCUCUGGCGCACCUCGGAGGGGCUCCUGCGCACCCCAACUUUGCAACAGCUGGAGGUGCUGCGCCAAGAGAUCAACGCCGCCCGGCCCCAGUGCCCGGUGGGCUUCAGCACCCUGGCGUUCCCCAGCCUGGCCCAGCGGGGCGUGGUGGAGAAGCAGCAGCCCUGGGUCUACGUCAACUGCGGCCACGUCCACGGCUUUCACAACUGGGGGUUCCGUAAGGAGAAAGGGGGCCUGGAGCGCGAAUGCCCCAUGUGCCGGCGGCUGGGCCCCUACGUGCCUCUCUGGCUGGGCUGCGAGGCCGGGCUGUAUCUGGACGCCGGACGGCCCACCCACGCCUUCUGCCCCUGCGGCCAUGUCUGUUCUGCGAAGACUGUCCAGUACUGGUCACAGAUCCCACUGCCGCACGGCACCCACGCCUUCCACGCUGCCUGCCCCUUCUGCAGCACCUGGCUGACCGGCCAGCAGGGUUUCGUCCGGCUCAUUUUCCAGGGACCCCUCGAUUGA
Protobothrops mucrosquamatus (brown spotted pit viper) is the source of this 1338-nucleotide messenger RNA. RefSeq names its product pellino E3 ubiquitin protein ligase family member 3 (gene PELI3). Bases 1 to 1338 code for a protein of 445 amino acids. Gene Ontology annotation, biological process: regulation of Toll signaling pathway; protein K63-linked ubiquitination. Gene Ontology annotation, molecular function: ubiquitin protein ligase activity; protein binding. NCBI's taxonomy places the organism in Eukaryota, Metazoa, Chordata, Lepidosauria, Squamata, Viperidae. The record is from RefSeq and is a predicted model, not a curated record. The transcript has 6 exons.